Messenger RNA from Lotus japonicus, 537 nucleotides. RefSeq names its product putative F-box/FBD/LRR-repeat protein At3g56780. The record is from RefSeq and is a predicted model, not a curated record. The transcript has a single exon. Lineage: Eukaryota; Viridiplantae; Streptophyta; Magnoliopsida; Fabales; Fabaceae. The coding region runs from base 1 to 537 and encodes 178 amino acids.
AUGGGUGGAAGCUGCGUCCAAGAUCUCAUCAUCUCCCCAGAACAGCGUCGCAACCAGGAUCUGCUCCUCUCCUAUGGAUUGAGAAGUCUCAGUGCACUGUUUCUUAAACUCAAGUAUCCUUACUAUAACAGCGAGAUCUCUGUAGUCCGAAGCCCAAAAACGGGAUGGGCAAUACGCCUUCGUCUUGUGGAGAAUCUCCGGCUUACCCCCAGUAUUUUCACGUGCAAGACCCUUGUGGUUUUGAAAUUGAGCGGAUUACUCGUAGACAGUGUUUCUUCGGUUGAUCUUCCCUUGCUUAAAACCCUUCAUUUGAUGGAGGUUUUCUUCAAAAAGAGGAAGGAUUUGAUGAUGCUUCUUUCUGGAUGUCCUCUUCUUGAGGAUUUGAAUGCUCCCACAGUUAGCCAUUUACAAAAUGACUGCAUUCUUGGGUUUAGAAACUUACCCAACUUGGUGAAAGCAAAUCUCCGUGCACUUCAUGUUCCUUUCACUAUUUUAUACAAUGCCCGGUUUCUACGCUUAGAUUGGGUAUGCAUAUAA